This is a messenger RNA of Closterium sp. NIES-67, 105 nucleotides long. NCBI's taxonomy places the organism in Eukaryota, Viridiplantae, Streptophyta, Zygnematophyceae, Desmidiales, Closteriaceae. The record is from the annotation of a GenBank genome assembly.
GGGAGAAGCGGCGGAAGAUGCGGAAAUGGCGGAGUGGAAUGGCGGAAGAAGCGACGCGGACUCUGCGGUGGACAUCGAUUUGCUGUGGGAGGCAGCGGCGGAGGC